This is a messenger RNA of Plasmopara halstedii, 1164 nucleotides long. Its product is annotated as s-adenosyl-methyltransferase. Bases 1 to 1164 code for a protein of 387 amino acids. The record is from RefSeq and is a predicted model, not a curated record. Gene Ontology annotation, molecular function: rRNA (cytosine-N4-)-methyltransferase activity. Gene Ontology annotation, biological process: rRNA base methylation. Lineage: Eukaryota; Oomycota; Peronosporomycetes; Peronosporales; Peronosporaceae. The transcript is spliced from 3 exons.
AUGCUGCUAGUCCGUAGGCACGUUUCUCGAGCUCUCAAUCUCUCAAGCUUAUCAUCCUUUCGUUCUUCAUCAUCGUAUUUUACCGAUAAAGAUGCUGAUAAUGUGGCGCAAUAUUUUGUACACGUUCCUGUCUUGUUUCAAGAGACAAUUGCUGCGUUUUCUCGAGACAUUUCAGACACAGUUGAGCCUCGUUACUUUGUUGAUGGCACUACAGGAUUUGGAGGCCACGCCAAAGGUCUUUUGCAACACUUUCCAAGAGCUCAUUUGCUAUGUAUAGAUCGCGAUCCUGAGGUAUUGAGUAUUGCUCAAGCAAAUUUAGCCGAUUUUCACGACCGCGUGAGUUUUCAACUUGGCUCUUACGCUAACUUGGACAAACAUUUACAAGCUGCUGCCUUUCCAGAUGAAAUAGAUGGAAUUCUUGUUGAUCUUGGCGCUAAUAGUUAUCAUUUUGAUGCUGCAAAACGGGGAUUUAGUGUCAUCAACGAUGGACCGUUGGACAUGAGGUUUAACCAACAAGAUGUGACACAACGAACAGCGGCGGAUGUUGUGAAUUCGCUCUCUGAAGUUCAAUUAACAAGGAUAUUUAAAGAUUAUGGAGAAGAACGAUUGGCGAAAGAAUUUGCCAAAGCGAUUGUACGAGAACGAGAAGAAAGAGAUAAAGUAUUUCAAACAACAAAAGAGUUACGCGAGUGCAUUGAACGUAUAGCAAAUAUGUGGAAUUCCAAACAUUCUCGAAAGAAAAACGGCAAACGCAGUAAUAGAAAAGGAGGAUCUCAUCCGGCGACGCGUUGUUUUCAAGCACUGCGAAUAUAUGUGAAUGAUGAACUUGAUCAUGUAAAUACUGGCGUCAAGCAACUUGUGAAUCAUUUAAAGCCCCGAGGACGACUAGUCACGAUAGCUUUCCAUUCACUUGAAGAUCGACCAAUAAAGAAAUUUUUCUGCGAAUUGGACAGAAAAAGCAGAAUCGACAAUGAUGAGGAUGAAGACGAAGAGUGGGACGGUGAAGACACUGAAAAUGACGAAAACGUUGGGAUCUUUGAUUUAUUGAGCACUAAAAGGUUCCGUCUUAUACGCCGAAAAGCCAUCAAAGCAAGCGACCAUGAGAUUGCGACCAAUUCCCGCUCACGCAGUGCUCGUCUACGCUGUAUCGAGCGAUUGUCGUGA